GAUAACACCACCAACAACCUAGACUAGUAAAAUGAAUGUAAAUUGUGUAAUUAAUUUAUUUUGUUUAAUAUUUAUAACAAAUGUGGCGGCAAAUUAUUCAAAUAAACUAUUUUCAAAAUCGGAAAGAGAUCCAAGAAUUGUGGGCGGCCAAGCAAUCUCAAUACAGGAGGCACCUUGGCAGGUUUCAGUACGCCUUAUAGCCUUAGAAGAACAAAUGUAUGGUUCCGGACACAUAUGUGGUGGUUCCGUCAUCUCACAACGUGUUGUGGUCACGGCUGCACAUUGUAUUGCCAACGAACAAUACACACCGAUAGUUUAUCGUACAGCUAGUGAAUUUACUUUGGUCAUGGGUACAGCCUAUUUGACUACAACCACUUAUUACACACUACAAUACGACGUCUUACAAAUAAUUGUCAAUGCCAAUUUCGAUAUCAAUACAUUAGUUAACGAUGUGGCUCUAUUCCUAAUUAAUGGUUAUAUACAAUGGAAUUGGCCCACAGUAACGUCCAUACCUUUGAAUACAGUACCAGUACCAAGUGGUACAAUAUGCACGGUUUCUGGUUGGGGAUCAACCGGCUAUAGUUACAUAUCUGAUACCCUAAUGGAAGCCACUGUACCCAUUGUUGGUUAUGACACAUGUAAUACGAAUUAUGGCAAUAUUUCGGCGGGCAUGUUAUGUGCUGGUUAUAUGCAGACGGGAGGAGUUGAUGCUUGCCAAGGUGAUUCUGGCGGUCCUUUAGUUUGCAAUGGAGUCUUAGUUGGUAUUGUUUCCUGGGGUCAAGGAUGUGCUCAACCUGGUUAUCCGGGUGUCUAUACGAAUGUUUCGUACUAUAAUAAUUGGAUUGUUACAAAUAAUAAUUCAUUUAAUUAUAGUUAUUAUUAUUAUUAUAUUGACGAUGAUAACGCAAAUAAAUUAUUUUCAAAAUCGGAAAGAGAUCCAAGAAUUGUGGGCGGACAGGUAAUCUCAAUACAGGAGGCACCUUGGCAGGUUUCAGUACGCCUUACAGCUUUAGAAAAACAAAGAUAUGGUUCGGGACACAUAUGUGGUGGUUCCGUCAUCUCACAACGUGUUGUGGUCACGGCUGCACAAUGUAUUGCCAACGAACAAUACACACCUUUAAUUUAUCGUACAGCCAGUGAAUUCACUUUGGUCAUGGGUUCAGCAUAUUUGACUACAACCACUAAUAACACACUUCAUUACGAAGUCUUACAAAUAAUUGUCAAUGCCAAUUUCGAUAUCAAUACAUUAGUUAACGAUGUGGCUCUAUUUCUAAUUAAUGGCUAUAUAUCAUGGAAUUGGCCCACAGUAAUGGCCAUACCUUUGAAUACAGUACCAGAGCUAAGUGGUACAAUAUGCACGGUUUCUGGUUGGGGAGCAACGAGCUAUAAUUACUUAUCUGAUGACCUAUUGGAAGCAACUGUACCCAUUGUUGGUUAUGACACGUGUAAUACGAAUUAUGGCAAUAUUUCUGUGAGCAUGUUAUGUGCUGGUUUCAUGCAGACGGGAGAUUUUGAUGCCUGUCAGGGUGAUUCUGGUGGUCCUUUAGUUUGUAAUGGUGUCUUAGUUGGUAUUGUUUCCUGGGGUCAAGGAUGUGGUCAGCCUGGUUAUCCUGGUGUCUAUACGAAUGUUUCGUACUAUAAUAAUUGGAUUGUUACAAAUAAUAAUUCAUUUAAUUAUAGUUAUUAUUAUUAUAUUGACGAUGAUAACGUGGCUGGCACUUCAAAAAUACCUAUAGAUUUUUUAAAAUCUGUCAAGCCUGAAGAUCCCAGAAUUAUAAAUGGCACUGAGGCAAGUUUGAAUGCGACUAGACAUCAGGUGUCUAUAAGAAGACGUUUAAAUGAUGGCUAUUUCUUUGGCACUGGUCAUAUAUGCGGUGGUGCUUUGAUUUCCGAUAAUGUGGUUUUAAGUGCAGCUCAUUGUUUUGUAGACUACAACACUCUUGCCGAACCCAAUGGCACCUUUUUACCCGACGAAGAUUUCAUCGUGGUCAUGGGAAAUCUCGAUCGAUUUGAGUAUAACAACAAUACGCUGGUAUUUGAUAUAAUAAAAGUGGUGAAACGUGUCUCUAUAUUCAAUUUAAAUACAUUUGAUGAUGAUAUAGUCCUAAUAAUAUUAAAUGGCACAGUGCCAGCUAGACAUCCCACCAUUAGGCCAAUAAUUCUCAAUGAUGCAGCUUUGGCGAAUGGUACCAUAUGUCAGGCCACUGGUUGGGGUAAUACCGAAGAUGGUUAUCCUCCAGAUUUCCUAAGGACUGUCGAUUUGCCCAUUAUAGAUUUCAAUGAUUGUCGUAGAAAAACCGAAUAUGGCUCCUCAAUUCAUCAGGGCAUGAUAUGUGCUGGCUAUUUGGAGGGUGAACGUGAUGCCUGUCAAGGUGAUUCGGGAGGACCUUUAGUUUGUCUGGGCCGUCAAGCUGGUAUUAUCUCAUGGGGUUCGGGUUGUGCUAAACCUAAAAAUCCUGGUGUUUAUACUGAGGUGUCUUAUCAUAAGAAUUGGAUAUUAAAUGAAACAGCUUACUACAAUGCCACUUUGCCAAAAUUCGCUCCCGGUGGCAAUGGUGUUACUAGUAUGAGUUGUUCGGUAUUUUUAGUUAGUUUAAUGUUGGUAUUUAAUUUUGUUUAUAGUCAAUUGAAAUAAGUAAAUAAAUCUGUUUAAAUUGUA
Molecule: messenger RNA, 2659 nt
Organism: Calliphora vicina (urban bluebottle blowfly)
Lineage: Eukaryota; Metazoa; Arthropoda; Insecta; Diptera; Calliphoridae
Product: serine protease 53-like
Exons: 10
Coding region: 32-2635 (867 amino acids)
Biological process (GO): proteolysis
Molecular function (GO): serine-type endopeptidase activity
Source: RefSeq, a predicted model, not a curated record